UAAAUCAUUUUCUCUAUUUAACAUAUCUAUAAUCUUACAAAGCGAAUAUACGCAAGUUGACUGGCCAAACUCCAAUCGACUAAAUGGCAGUACUUGAUAGUCUGAAUAGAAUUAUUGACUUUUUGUUAUUUUUUAUAAAAUUGAUACAUGAAAAGAGAGAUCAGGUUGUAGACAUUAAAUUGUGUAAUUAGAAACGAAAUAAUUCUGUCAACAGAAUUAAUUAUCAAAUUAAAAUUGCUAUUAACUAUUUAAUAUUUAAUAAGUUAAUAUUUCAUUUGUCACAUGAUUUUUGAUUGUGAAUGUUGACUUUGAAUAUUUCAUUCAUUAGAUAAAUAGUGAGGUUUUCAUCUCUAAAUAUUAUCUAUUUAUAACUAAUUAAUACAUGUAAAUAAUGAUGAGAUAUGUUCUUUAUUUUAAACUUUUGAAUUGCCAUUUUUUCGCGAAUUUUAUUUGCGAAUUUUAUGUGCGUUCGAUGAAUUGGCUUUAAGCAUCGUGGAAACAAGGCUCGGGAAUUGGCUGUCAGAGUAUUGGAUGGUAUUGGUGUCAUCGCGCAACUACGACGAUGUAAUUGGUCUCGAUUUGCCAACGCGGACCAAUAGCCUGCCGAUGUGCUCCGCCAAUCGCCAUGUGCCACACCAACACAUGGUGCUCCGCGGCACGGACCUCGAGGCAGAGUGUCACAGUGGAGAGUGUCACGCUCGGAUUUUUGUUGAUUUAAAAGGAGGUUGCGAUGCGCGAGCGUGCGUUCUGAAUGUACAGCUGAGAGCCGCCCCACUCGAGUAACGUACGUGUCGUCGGUAAACGCGAGCACAAGGUGAGUGCGCGUCAAUUCGUCUAGGAGUUAACGUUUUUGCUGAUUGCGACGUAUCUCACGUCGCCGGUAUUCAUAACCAAGUUUGACAACUAGAGUCCGGGUCAAACCAAUGGAAUUUUCGCAGAGAAGCAUGUCGAUAUCGUUAGCCUUGUUCAUAAUCGCCACCUUCAUCGGCGUCAGCGAAGAAAUUGCCGUUAUGAGCAUUGACCUUGGUAGCGAAUGGAUGAAGGUUGCCAUCGUCUCGCCUGGUGUUCCUAUGGAAAUAGCUUUAAAUAAGGAGUCUAAGAGAAAAACGCCAGUCGCGAUCGCAUUCAGAAAUGGGGAGAGGUCAUUUGGUGAAGAUGCUCAAGUAAUUGGAGUGAGAUUUCCCCAGAACACCUUCUUCUACAUCCUAGAUCUUUUAGGAAAACCUAUAGACAAUCCAAUAGUACAACUCUACCGAAAAAGAUUUCCUUACUAUGAUAUCGUUGCUGAUGAUGACAGAAAAACUGUAGCGUUUAGAUUAAACGAAAACACGACAUAUACUCCAGAGGAGUUACUAGCACAAAUAUUGCACAAAGGCAAAGAGAUUGCAGAAGCUUCCGCCCAUCAAAAGAUCAAUGAAGCUGUCAUCACUGUGCCGGGAUUUUUCAAUCAGGCCGAAAGGAGAGCCUUGAUUCAGUCGGCGGAACUUGCCGGGUUGAAAGUACUGCAGCUCAUAAACGAUUACACCGCAGUUGCUCUAAACUACGGUGUGUUUGGUAGAACGGAGAUAAAUGAUUCCGCGCAUUACAUCAUGUUUUAUGACAUGGGAGCUAGUAGCACGACCGCGAUAGUUGUCAGUUAUCAAAAUGUAAAAACGAAAGAAAGAGGUUUUCUCGAAACGAAUCCUCACGUAACUGUACUAGGCGUGGGAUAUGAUCGUACGCUCGGCGGACUAGAAAUGCAAAUCAGACUGCAGCAUUAUUUAGCACAAGAAUUUGAUGCUCUUAAAAAAACACCGAAUUCGGUAUUCAAAAGUCCGAGAGCAAUGGCAAAGCUUUUUAAAGAAGCUGGACGCGUCAAAACUGUACUUAGUGCCAAUGCAGAUCAUUUUGCUCAGAUAGAAAGUCUGAUAGAUGAUAUUGACUUUAAAUUGCAAGUCACGAGAGAAAAAUUGGAAGAGAUAUGUGCUGAUUUGUUCAAUCGUGUAGCGAAUCCUGUGAAGAUUGCAUUGGAUACUUCAGGUUUGACAAUGGAUGUCAUAUCGCAUGUUGUAUUGGUCGGAGCAGGUACUCGCAUGCCAAAGGUACAGGAAACAUUGUCUCAAUAUGUAAAAACAGAAUUAUCAAAAAAUGUAAAUACAGAUGAGGCAGCUGCUUUAGGGGCUGCGUACAAAGCAGCUGAUCUUAGUCAAGGUUUCAAGGUCAAGAAAUUUGUCACGAAAGAUGCUUUAUUGUUUCCAAUUCAAAUCACUUUUGAAAGAGCUAUUGAUGACAAAGUGAGACAGGUAAAAAAAACAUUAUUUGGUAGAAUGAAUCCUUUUCCGCAAAAGAAAAUUAUUACAUUCAAUAAGCAUACGAAUGAUUUUGAUUUUCAUGUCAAUUAUGCUGAAUUGGAUUAUUUACCUGCUAGUGAGGUAACUUCUAUUGGUGAUUUACAUAUAUCUAAUAUAUCACUGAAUGGCGUAGCUGAAGCAUUAGAAAAGCAUGCUAAGGAAGGCGCCGAAAGUAAAGGAAUCAAAGUGCACUUUAAUAUAGACGAUAGUGGCAUACUGAAUUUAUUGACUGUAGAAUUAGUUUCCGAAAAAUCGAGUACUGUCGUUGAUGAGGAAGAGGGUACUUUCUCAAUACUUGGUUCAACUAUUAGUAAAUUCUUUGCAGGCUCCUCUUUAGAGAAAGAAACAGCAGAGAAGACGGAGGAGGCACCGAAAGAGGAUAUAAAACCAGUACAUGAAGAACCAGAAUAUCCAGAAUCAACAAAAGAGUCAGAAGAGAAAGAAAAAAAGAAGAGCGAUACAAAAGGGAAUGAAGACAAAGUUGCAAAUAAAACUGAGAAGACAGAAAAAGAAAAGAAGUCCACAAUCAUUCAGAUUAAGGAACCUAUUAGUUCAAAAGAGGCUAAACUAGGAUCACAGAUCUUAUCUGGUGAGAAACUUACCGAAUCUCGAGACAAGAUACAUCGAUUAGAUGUGCAUGAUUCGGAGAAAGCACGCCGUGAGACCGCAUUAAACAAUCUUGAGUCGUAUGUAAUUGACGCGCAGCAGAAAUUCGAUUCCAAGGAAUUUUCGGAUGCAGCUACCGAGAAGGAGAUCGAAGAGAUUCGGAAAGCAUGCGCCGAGAUCUCCGAGUGGUUGUAUGAGGAUGGAUUUACCGCCACCGCAGAAGUAUAUGAAGAGAAAUUGAUAGAACUACAAAAAUUAACCAAUGACAUCUAUGAGAGAGUCUCUGAAUAUCGAGAUCGUCCAGAAGUUCUGAAUGGAAUGGUUUCGUUACUUCAAGGCAGUAGAUUGUUCUUGGAUAAUAUGCGUAACUUAAGUGCAACGAGUGAAGUUAUUACGUCUGUUGAAAUUGAAACGUUAGAGAAAGCAAUUAAUGAGACGCAGGAUUAUUACGAAACAGUUUCAAAAUAUUUCGAAGAUGCACCGCUGAAUAUACCAGUAAAAUACAAAGUUCGUCAUAUCGCGAAUAAAAUGGAGUUACUCGACAGAGAAAUUAAAUAUCUUUUGAAUAAAGUAAAAAUUUGGAAACCGAAGCAAGAAGCUGCAGCGAAUCAAACAGAUAAUAAAGCCGAGCACACGAUAGAGGAAAAUGAAGAAUCCAUAGCUGAUUCCGAUACCGAAAAAGAGAAGUCUACACCUGAUGUAGAACAACAAGAAGAACAACCGAUAUUAGAAACAACGGAUAGCACACAAGAUCCGUUAUUUUUACCAGAAAACAAAGAACAAUUAAAUAACGAAGAAAAAAAUCAUAACGAAUUAUAAGAAAUAAUUUAUUUAAGAGUGUGAUUCUCUGUUAUAUCCAUCGACGAUACAAUCGUCGAUUUAGGCAAUUUUUGUAGAUUAUUUUCGUCGGAUGCAUUUAAAAUCAAAGCAGAAAUUUUUUAUGUGUUGCUGUGGUUGAAUAAGUUAUUCUGCGAAUGUGAAUACAAACUGUUCCAUUUAAUUAAUAAUAUAUAUUUAUACCAGGAUACGAUUUCUUCAUUCAUUCAUUGCAAACGAGAAAAAAUCAUUACUAAAGUACCAAUCUUAAAAAUUGUUUGCAAUAAUUAUGUUAUACAAGUGUCAACCAAUAACAGAUCCCAACAAUUGAUUUAUUUGAUAACGGACACACAUAGGCCAGUUCUGUGAGAGAAUUUAUCUCAAGUAUUUAGAACAUAAAUUUGUGACUUUACAUGUAAGAUGCUCUUACUGCAAGUGUAUCUUUUAUUAUGUAUCAUCAUACUACAUAAAAUUGCAGUAUAAAGCAUAUUAUUGCUUGUAAAAACACGAAUGAUAAGGAUAUAUAUAAAAUAAUCUUUGUUCAUAAAAUAAUUCUUGCAUAUCUUUUAGAGAAUGAGUCUUUUCAUGUAGAUUUUCCAUAGAUGUACAUUAGUAGUUUUGAAUGAAUUAUCUCAUUUCCUAGGUACGUUACAUUGAUUUGUAUCAUUUCUUUAUAAAGAAAAGUUCAUAUAA
Pogonomyrmex barbatus (red harvester ant) is the source of this 4445-nucleotide messenger RNA. RefSeq names its product hypoxia up-regulated Grp170 co-chaperone protein (gene Grp170). Lineage: Eukaryota; Metazoa; Arthropoda; Insecta; Hymenoptera; Formicidae. Gene Ontology annotation, cellular component: endoplasmic reticulum chaperone complex. Gene Ontology annotation, biological process: endoplasmic reticulum unfolded protein response. The record is from RefSeq and is a predicted model, not a curated record. Gene Ontology annotation, molecular function: ATP-dependent protein folding chaperone; ATP binding.